Messenger RNA from Anopheles cruzii, 1984 nucleotides. It is a transcript of the gene Atu, whose product is annotated as another transcription unit protein. Gene Ontology annotation, molecular function: RNA polymerase II C-terminal domain phosphoserine binding. Gene Ontology annotation, cellular component: Cdc73/Paf1 complex; nucleus. The transcript is spliced from 3 exons. The record is from RefSeq and is a predicted model, not a curated record. Gene Ontology annotation, biological process: positive regulation of transcription elongation by RNA polymerase II; transcription elongation by RNA polymerase II. Bases 1 to 1977 code for a protein of 658 amino acids. Lineage: Eukaryota; Metazoa; Arthropoda; Insecta; Diptera; Culicidae.
AUGGGACGUGAAACGGAAUCCGAUGGGUCAGGUUCGGAAUCGGAGUCGGGCGGAAGCCGUAGCAACAGUCGCAGUCGCAGCGGAACACCCCAAGUGGCUCCUACGCCCGGAUUUUCGCUAGAACAUCAUGACUCGCGCUCACGAUCUGGAUCGCCAGCACACAAUAGAAGCAGCCGCUCGAACUCGGCCGGUUCGCAGCGUUCGCGCUCUGGUUCAGCGGCGUCCGGUGCCCGUUCGCCUUCCGGCAGUCGUUCGCCGACACCCAGCAGCCCACAGAAGCGUCACAGCCGAUCGCGCAGCGGUUCCGGAUCACGGGCCGGAUCGCAACGGUCCGGGUCGGGCUCGCGAUCACGGUCGCGAUCCGGUAGUGAUCGGUCGGGUAGCGGUACGCCACAGAAUCGCUCGCGCAGUGGAACACCGGUCAAUCGGUCCCGCAGUGGAUCAGCUGCAUCCCGAUCGCCCGGUUCGCCCGGUUCGCUCAGAAAGUCUCGCUCGCGUUCUCGCUCGGUCCGUUCAGGUUCCGCCCGGAGUCGUUCGGGCUCGGCAGAAGCCGGUGUGAAACGUAAACAAGCCAGUGACUCGGAGGCAGAAGGUGCUGUUGAAAACCAAAAGGAACAGAAAAAGAGCAAGUUGAUCGAUACCGAUUCGGAGGAGGAAGUAAGCCCGGCAAAGGGCAAAGACGUGACGGCCGAUGCACUGUUCGGUGAUGCGGCGGAUAUCAGCUCCGAUGAGGAUGGUGGCUCGGCCAAAGGAAGCCCUGGUACGCGCGAGCGUGACGAGCUGGACGACCUGGAAGACGAACAGCGCCGAAAGCAGGAGGAGAGCAAGCGGGGCCGCUCGAGGAGCCGUAGUCGGAGUCGCGACAGUUAUCGACGCUCGUCGGAUGAGGAAGGAACCGGUGGGGAGCGUCUAGCGAGGUGGGAAGAACCGAAAGAAACCGAACCGGAACAGGAACCCAUUCCGGAGACGCGGAUCGACGUGGAGAUCCCACGUAUCGUGACCGAUCUCGGGCGUGACAUACACUUUGUGAAGCUACCCAAUUUCCUGUCGGUUGAAACGCGCCCUUUCGAUGCCGAUACGUACGAGGAUGAGAUUGACGAAGAGGAAACACUGGACGAGGAAGGGCGGCAGCGGUUGAAGCUGAAGGUGGAGAACACGAUCCGCUGGAGGAACAACAUCGACGCAAAAGGGAAUGCACAGCGCGAAACGAACGCACGGUUCGUGAAGUGGUCCGACGGCAGUAUGAGUUUGCACCUGGGCUCCGAAAUCUUUGACGUGUACCGUCAACCGCUGCAAGGUGACCACAACCAUCUGUUCAUCCGCCAGGGUACCGGUUUGCAGGGUCAGUCGGUGUUCCGCACGAAGCUAACGUUCCGGCCACAUUCGACCGAAUCGUUCACGCAUCAGAAGAUGCUGAUUUCACUGGCCGAUCGUUCGCAGAAGACGUCCGGCAUCAAGAUUCUCACCCAGGUCGGUGCCGAUCCGGACGCCGAUCGGAAGCAGAAUCUGAAGAAGGAGGAAGAGAAGCUGAGGAUGGCUAUGCGCGCAAAGCCAACGUCAACGAAACCGAAACGAGGUCGCGAUUCCGGAGCCGGUGCCAGUAACGCUUACCAUCAUGACGAGGGUUCCGAGGACGAGGGUGGCAUUUCGAUUGCGGCCAUCAAGAACAAGUUUAAGGGUGACAAAGCGCUCAAGGCUGGACGGCAGAGUACGGCUAUCUACUCGUCGGACGAGGAGGGGUCGGAUGUGGAAAUGGGCCGGCGAAAGAAGAACAUCGACAAGAAGAAGGCCCGCAAAUCGUUGGCCGCUUCCGAUGAUAGCGAUGCCGGGUCGGGCUCCGAGCACUCGGAGCGAGGAUCACGCUCGCGAUCGAACUCUGGUUCCGGCACCGGUUCCGGUGGCGAUGGUUCGGGAAGUGAGAAAAGCGGCGGUGGCACUGGUGGUAACGCCCAGUCCGGUGACGAUAGUGACGACUAGACAUGUA